GUAUGAUGCUCUCGUGACUAAGUUCCAAGCUUUGGCCGCUGCUCAUAAUAAGCUGCAGACUGAAUACUCUGCAUUGGAGAUAGAGAUCACUCACCGUGAUUCUAAGAUAGAGCAGCUCACGAAGAAGUAUCGGGCUAUGGAGUCAAGGUACGAGACAGUGCUGCAUCAGUCACAGCUGGCUUCCUCCGACUUCACUAUUCUCUUGAACCAAAAUCUUGAACUCAAGCAGGCUCUCGAGGAAAAGAUUGAAAAGACUGGUUUUGAUGAGGAGGAGGCGGUGACGUCUCUACCGUUGGGGCCUCAUCGGUUGGAGGAAACGGAACCGGUGGAUCAGCAUAGUAGGGAGCAUCCACAAUCCGGAGCUCGUUCAAUACCGAAGUCAUUCCGGGGCCUCACUAAGAUGCUCAAGGGAAGCAAAAAGAAGUCGUCCCCAUCAGGCUCGACGGUUGUGGAAGUGAGUAUUGGUGAGAGCCCAGAUUCCCACACACAUCCUAGCGACUCGUCGUCCUUGGCUGAGGAGCAUACUACUACGACUGCUAAGAAGCAUCAUCGUCAUUCAGACGCUGAGGCGGGAAGUGCACUGUCGGGUAAAGGGGAGCCCUAG
Molecule: messenger RNA, 604 nt
Organism: Perkinsus marinus ATCC 50983
Lineage: Eukaryota; Perkinsozoa; Perkinsida; Perkinsidae
Exons: 7
Source: RefSeq, a predicted model, not a curated record